Clonostachys byssicola is the source of this 828-nucleotide messenger RNA. The record is from the annotation of a GenBank genome assembly. NCBI's taxonomy places the organism in Eukaryota, Fungi, Ascomycota, Sordariomycetes, Hypocreales, Bionectriaceae.
AUGGACUACGGUACGGAGUCCGUUAUUGAGCUCGAGUACAAGGGUCGCUUCGCGAUCCUUACGAUCAACAAGCCCGAGAAGCUAAAUGCGCUCUCUCGAGCACAAUAUUAUGAGCUUGCGCAGAAACUUCGCGAGAUUGCCGAUCGCAGUGACGUUUAUGUCACUGUUCUUCUGGCCAAAGGCCGGUUCUUCUCCGCUGGCGCAGACGUUGGCAUGCCCCGUGCAACACCGGCGAAGGAUAACAAGAACUUGCACAGAGAAUAUCUGCAAACGUUUGUCGCUUUUAACCUGAACAUCGCCCAUGCUUUUUAUACACACCCUAAGAUUCUAGUCGUCGGUUUAAACGGUCCCGUAGUGGGAAUGUCUGCCGCAUUUGUGGCUCACGCCGACUUCAUCUAUUGCACGCCUCACACAUACCUGCUUACGCCGUUCUCGUCCAUCGGACUUGUAGCCGAGGGGGGCGCUUCACGUGCGCUGGUUCAGCGCCUUGGAGUUUCCAAGGCUAAUGAGGCUAUGAUUAUGAGCAAGAGAAUCUCCUCCAAGGACCUUGAGCAGUGCGGGUUCGUCAAUGGUAUCAUUGAUACAGGAAGAGAACAAGAUGAAUUAUUCCGGGAAAAGGUCCUGGAGGAGGUGACCGAGAGACUAGGGGAUCAUUUGAUUGGGGACAGCCUUGUAGAAAUCAAGAGACUCAUCAGAAAGCCUGAAAUGAGUAUCUUGCAGCAGCAGAAUGUGGAGGAGGUUUUCGCAGGACUGGAGCGGUUUAUGACCGGGGUGCCGCAAGAACAGUUCAACAAACUUGCGCGCGGUGAAAAGAGACAUAAGCUAUGA